UGAAGUCAUUAUUAGCAGUUAGAGGCAGAGCUUUGGGCAGGAAGAGGUUAAACCAGGCUGAGUUUAUAAGUUACCCUUUAGCCGACUGGAGAACAAGAGUGCAGGGAGUUGCAGCGUCAGCCUCAGAACAACCAGAGCCUCCACUCACCCCCUGCCAUGAAAUUCCUCCUGCUCUCCCUCCUGCUGAUCCUCCUGCUGGGGAGCUCACAAGGGGUUAAAAUACAGGUUGGGAAAUUUACUUUCCAUGUGGACUCGGUGCUGGAGUUAAAGAAAGUGAUGGAAAGUGAUGGAAAAGAUCUGACCCAAUCGUCCCAGGAUCUGUGUCAUAGCUCCGCCCUCCCGGAAGAAUUUAACCCAAUCUGUGAGGAGGAGAACCCCCCGGAAAUCUUCAUUGAGUUGGUUCGGGCCCUGGAGAACUUUGAUGAAUGUGACAUUUGUGCCAAUCCGGCCUGUCCUGGCUGCUCCUAAGAACUUUUCGGGAAUUACUGGCGCUGAUUGGCCCAAAUCCCAGGGCCUCUGAUUAUUCCCAAAAAUUACAGAACCUGGGUCAUUGGCCCCUCUGAUUCUUUCCUAUUGUCUAUGGGUGCUGGGAGUCCCUGCGGCAGUUUUGCAUGGGGAUAUGGAUUGUCCCAGACUCCCAAUUCCCGGGGGGGAUGGGCUGCUGUAUAAUCUCUGCCAUAAUGUUGAUUGCAAGCUCUACAGGUCCUCCUGCCUAUGAACUGCAUUGGAUACAAAGAGAAAUUGAUCUGCACUGCUGCUUUGCUUCAGAAUCAUAAUAAGAAUAAUUGUACAACAAAGAGGGAUCGGGAGUCAUGGAGUGCGGUGCCUUUGUACCCUAAAUUAGUCUUAGGCCUGGCUCUGUCUAAUCCUGCCCCCUGUACCCUUGGGGGGGACCAACUCUGAUUGACCCCCCAGUGGAUCCCCCAAUAGAUGUUCCAUUAAAUUCUUCUUCUGAAUAAACAUGAUCUUAUUGUCUCA
Xenopus laevis (African clawed frog) is the source of this 978-nucleotide messenger RNA. RefSeq names its product guanylate cyclase activator 2B-like. The coding region runs from base 157 to 468 and encodes 103 amino acids. The transcript has 3 exons. The record is from RefSeq and is a predicted model, not a curated record. NCBI's taxonomy places the organism in Eukaryota, Metazoa, Chordata, Amphibia, Anura, Pipidae.